GCAGUCGCGCGCCGGCCUGCAGGCAGCCUCCGUCCCGCGCUCGCCUCAGCUUGCCUCCCUUCCUCUUUCCCCCUCAGCCAUGUUGGCCGCCGCCCGGCUCCUCCGCCGCUGCGCCGCCCCCGCGCUGCGCGGCCUGAGCCCGAGGACGCCGCCCGCCGCGGCAGCAGUGUUACCUGUGCGCUGUUCUUCUAAUAAAACAGAGGUGACAGAUGAAGAGCUUGAUGCUCGCUGGGUGAUGUUCUUCAACAAACCAAAUAUUGAUGAGUGGGAGCUAAGGAAAGGUAUUAACACAUUGGUUGAUGCAGACAUGGUUCCAGAGCCAAAAAUCAUUGAUGCUGCUUUGAGGGCAUGCAGACGGCUAAAUGACUUUGCUACUACAAUCCGCAUCUUGGAAAUGGUAAAGUACAAAGCAGGCAGAUACAAGGAUAUAUAUCCAUAUGUUAUCCAGGAACUUAGACCAACUUUGGAUGAAUUGGGGAUUUCAACUCCAGAAGAACUUGACAUGGACACAAUAUAAACUUAAUAAUGAACUUCCCAUGAGUAUACUGUUAAGGUUCUGUGAUUGUACAACAAUUACCAGGAUAUAGACAUUAUAAUUAUUUGAAAUUACUUCUUCCUUUUAUUGACUCCUGGAUUGUGAAGCUGACCUAAUAAAGAGGAAAUGGUUUGAAUUGA
Candoia aspera is the source of this 675-nucleotide messenger RNA. RefSeq names its product cytochrome c oxidase subunit 5A, mitochondrial. The coding region runs from base 80 to 517 and encodes 145 amino acids. NCBI's taxonomy places the organism in Eukaryota, Metazoa, Chordata, Lepidosauria, Squamata, Candoiidae. The record is from RefSeq and is a predicted model, not a curated record. Gene Ontology annotation, biological process: mitochondrial electron transport, cytochrome c to oxygen. The transcript has 5 exons. Gene Ontology annotation, cellular component: mitochondrial inner membrane.